This is a messenger RNA of Solenopsis invicta (red fire ant), 2625 nucleotides long. Its product is annotated as serine hydrolase-like protein. Lineage: Eukaryota; Metazoa; Arthropoda; Insecta; Hymenoptera; Formicidae. The record is from RefSeq and is a predicted model, not a curated record. The transcript is spliced from 2 exons. The coding region runs from base 1324 to 2226 and encodes 300 amino acids.
UUUGAUGAAUUUUUAUCUUCGUUUUCCUCGGAAUAACGUUUCGUAGUUCAUCUUCGAGAACAAUUGCAAUAUAAUUCACGAAACAGUCGGUCGUUCUUCUUUGUAUCAUGUACAACACGACAUGGAUCAAGCUGAAUCUUUCUCUUUAUUAUUAAUUUCUCCAGAAGAUGUCUUUAAGUCAUUAAAUACGUGGGCAUUGACGCGGUCCAUUUUAUUUACGGAUUCAUAUUUAGCAAAAACUAUAGAAAGCUCUUCUUAUUUUCCAAAUAACAAAACCGCACAGACUUGUACCAUAUUUGUGUUAAAUUAUUUGUAAUACAAUCAACCUAAUUCUUUGCAUAAGCAGUAACAUGUACGGAGAAGCAUGCUCUUUAAUCGGAAUCUAUCGUGAUUAUAUAAUGUUUUCUAUUAAAGCAGAUUAUUAGCGAAUAGUCGAAACUAUUCGCUUGGACUGCAAGAAACAUGUAUGUAUAUUCGAUGCUUAACUUUGUUUUUUUUUUAUACAUCGUGUAAUCAAAGUUUUUAGAAAUGCAAAAGAUAGACAAAAUAAUGCGAACACUUUGGAAAUACAGACAUUGUUAUCUGUUAUCAUGAAUUAUUUAUUCGUGUAACAAAGGAAACAAUGAGAAACAACAAACUACAGAUUAAAUAAUUUUACAUUAUUAGAGACCGACAAAUUUAUAUUUUAUACUGGGCAUCAGACUAACAAAGUUAAUUUUUUAAAAAAACUUUAUUAUACUUAAAUUGCGUGGCAUUUGUUUGUUUUAGCAUGACUGACCCUAUUUAGCUAAAAGAGAUAAACUUUCCCAGCAAAUGAUAAAUAAUUGGAAAAUAUUGAAAAUUAUACUUUGAAUCAAGCUUUCGAAUUUUUUUAAUCAGUUUUCAACCUGUAAUCCGUUGAAUCCGUAAUUGUGGAUCGACCAUUUGCUAUUAUUAGUAUCACACCCAAAAUGUAAAAUUAUAUUGAAAAUUAUUCAUUGAGCGAUGUCAAGUUUUAAAUUUUUCCAGACAUUUGUUCAGUCAACAGAUAUGACUAUGACACAAUAGGAUGACUAUGACAAACCGAUAACGUAACACAAAAAACGUAAAAACAAGUUUACCAUAAAUAGCACAUACACGUUCACGAGAAUAUAUUGAAUUUUUUUUCCUUGUAGUCCACUUUAGUGCUAACGCCUCGCUAUAAUAAUAACGUUUGAUCUUCAGAGAAGUGUUUCCAAUUUUCAUCAAACUGUUUACAUUAUUUAGCGACGUAAAUUUCAUAAAUUAAUCCAAAUCACAUACCAGAUAAGAGUGAGACAAACAUUGUAAGAGCAACCAGCAAGAAUGGCAGAAGUAGAACAAGAAUUUAAGGAGAUAAAAUUGUCCGUACCAUGGGGUCACGUUGCCGCCAGAACUUACGGUUCUCCCACGGAAAAGCGAGUCUUACUGAUACACGGUCUUCUGGAUAACGUUGGAACAUUUACUAGAUUGAUGAAAUAUUUACCAAAAAAAUCAUUUUAUUACGUAUGCAUAGAUUUACCUGGCCAUGGUUGGUCAUCAGCCUUUCCAUCUUGGAUGGUGAUUGACUUUGUGGAUUAUGUACACUCACUAUAUUUUAUCUUAGAAGCGCUACAGUGGGAUACAUGUAUUAUUUUAGGACAUUGUUUCGGAGCGCAAAUAGCUUUAGGGUUCAGUAUUUUUUACUCGAACAGAAUUGAGAAGAUAAUCUCUAUUGACGGAAUUUUUGGGCUUUCUUCUUAUGAAAAAGAUUUUAUAACAUAUUUUCAAGCUGCAUCUGAACUUUCAGUAAAAGAUUAUUAUCAAAAACAUAAUAAAUUGUCUUUCACCAAAGAAGAAAUAUUACGCGCUUUUAUGACUAUGAGGACAACACCUUUGAAUUACGAAGCUGCUGACGCAAUGUUUGAACGUGCAGUUACAGAAGUAAAUGGAAAAUACAUAUAUAAUAGAAAUAUACGAUUAAAAAAUGUUCCUUUAUCAUCUUUUAACAUAGAUCAGUGUCUAAAACUCUGUCAUAGACUUCCAAUGAUACCAAUAUACAUUUUUGUUUCAUCUCACGGUUUUAUUGUUUCAUAUAAAGAUCAUAAAUUAGUAUUUGAAAUAAUGAGAGCUAAAUCCAUAUUAGAAGUAAUUUAUGUAGACGGAAAUCAUGACGUUCAUAAUAAUGAGCCUGAAAAAAUUGCGCCAUUUAUAUGUAAAAUAUUGAACAGCAACAAUUCCAAACUAUAGACAGAUGUGUACAUGUACAUAUACAUAUAUUCUUAUUAUAGAUAUUGUUUCAUAUAUGAAUAUAUUAAAUUAUAAUAAAUAUAUUUUAAAGUUUAUAAUAUAACUGUAAUGAGAGUAAAUAUACAUGUUAAUUAUUAGAAAAUUAGAUGUAAAAUGAGUUGCUAUAUAAUCUAUCAUAUGCUAAACGUGAUAAGUGUAUUUUGUAGAAAUAAAAGUAAACAAUUAUAUUUGUAACUUUUACAGCAAUUUGCAAUAUUUUAGUGUUAACUAUUAUUUUAAUAUAGAUGCAACUUUCUUUUAUAAUAGUUAUUUACAAGAACCUAUCCUUUCUAUGCACUUAAAUUUUUUCAGAUUUAUAAUGUAUAUCCAAAGGUAUGAGGUGUUGUAAGGUAUUUUAUA